AUGGGGUUAGAGCACGUGCGGAAUAUUCUUAGAUCGCCACGUGCUUCUCUCAGAUGGAUCGUACGUGAGAACGUUGAAGAGGCACGUGCACUGACGUCAUUAUACAACCUUGACACGCGCUGCGAGACGCCUGCCAACGCUCAAGUGGCCAUCGAGGACACAAAUGUGGAAGCAGUUCUGAUUGUAUCCCCAUCGUCCACCCACGAGGAUCUCAUUACCAGAUCUCUUCAUGCAGGCAAGGCCGUGUUUUGUGAGAAGCCGCUGACCACGUGUAUACAGUCCACCCGGGCAUGUUAUGACUUAGCGAAACAAAAAAAUAAACCACUCUUCUGUGCCUUCCAUAGGCGAUUCGAUCCCAGUCAUUUCUCGAUCUAUCAACAAAUUCGCAAAGGAAGUACAGGACCGGUGCGCAUUGUAAAAUCUACCAGUCGUGAUUUCAGCCACCCACCUAUAGAAUACGUCAAAACGUCAGGCGGAAUUUUCCGGGACUCGACCAUCCAUGACCUUGACAUGGGAGGCUGGAUCAUAGGCAGCCGACCGACAAGCGUCUUUGCACACGGCCACGCCCACAAAGAAGAGCUAAAAGAGGCAAGCGACAACGAUCAAGUGGUUGUUGUAGUUGCGUAUGAAAACGGCGCCAUUUCUGUGAUAGACAACGGGAGAUGGUGUCCCUUUGGCUAUGAUCAACGGCUAGAGUUGCAGCUCUCCGUAGAAAACAAGGGAGCUAACCACGUGAUAAACGGUACGAACCAAGGGAUGUUACUAUCGGCCCCUGAGGCCAACUUUAUGCGCAGGUACCCAGAGGCGUACGCCAACGAGCUGGAACACUUCCUAGACGUAUUAGAAGGAAAGGAUGAGUUGCGAGUCACGAGGAGAGAUACCAUACAGGCCAUGCGUCUGGCUGACCUGUGUUAUGAGUCACUGAGGACGAAAACAGCCGUACCGUACACGGAUUAAUAUCUUUGAAUUAAGAUUUCCUGUAUAGAAGAUGCUAAUAAAACAUACAAUUUACGAA
Mya arenaria is the source of this 1015-nucleotide messenger RNA. Its product is annotated as inositol 2-dehydrogenase-like. Gene Ontology annotation, molecular function: oxidoreductase activity; nucleotide binding. NCBI's taxonomy places the organism in Eukaryota, Metazoa, Mollusca, Bivalvia, Myida, Myidae. The transcript has 8 exons. The coding region runs from base 1 to 957 and encodes 318 amino acids. Gene Ontology annotation, biological process: NADPH regeneration. The record is from RefSeq and is a predicted model, not a curated record. Gene Ontology annotation, cellular component: cytoplasm.